CCGAUGUCGGAACCGGAAACCCGGCUCCCGACACCUGGGCGAGUCCCAUCAGGAUCAGCUUCUGUUGGUGCACUCCCUCCGUUAACAUUACCUCCGCCACGCCUUGAUCCUCUGGCAGGAAUCUCCUCCGUACAUCACUCGUAUGCUUCGCCUAGUCUUGCAACUCAGGUUGAUUUCUUAUGCGCUUACUUCUAUGAUGCCGUCGCCUAUACUGCAAUCAGGUAUGAUGUCGCCUGUAUCGACGCAAUCACCCCUCAGUCAUCAGAUGCUUUCUCCACAGCAGAAGCCUCAAACGGUUUCAUCAACUGGGCAACAACAGCUUCAAGAUGUGCGUCGGCAAGGUAUAAUGCUUGGACAAGACCAGAUACGGGGACAAUUUUCUCAUACCGUCACUACUGUGCCUUCAAAUAA
Messenger RNA from Strongylus vulgaris, 411 nucleotides. The record is from the annotation of a GenBank genome assembly. NCBI's taxonomy places the organism in Eukaryota, Metazoa, Nematoda, Chromadorea, Rhabditida, Strongylidae.